Messenger RNA from Micromonas commoda, 1668 nucleotides. RefSeq lists its product with no specific name. The transcript has a single exon. Lineage: Eukaryota; Viridiplantae; Chlorophyta; Mamiellophyceae; Mamiellales; Mamiellaceae. The record is from RefSeq and is a predicted model, not a curated record. Bases 1 to 1668 code for a protein of 555 amino acids.
AUGACCGCCAUCCCCGUCUCGCGCCUGCGCCCGCCGAACGUCUCGAUCCUCUUCGGCGUCGCCGCGCCACCCGCCGAGGACGACGCGCGCGCGAUCGACCGCCGCGCCCGCGCGUCCCCGCCCUGCCUCCUCGUCGAGCUCGCGCUCCGACCUUCUUCGUCCGCCGCGGGAGAGACCGCGGUCGAGGGCGGCGGCGGGAGGGUGACCCUCGCGCAGCGCGCGUGCGCGCCGCGCUGGGAGUUCCUCUUCCGGCUGGACGCGCGCGAGGCGGCGACGAGCCGCGGCGUCGUCACCGUGCUCGAUCCGUCCGUCCGUUCCCACCGCGGCGGCUGCGUCCUCGCCAGGGUCGAACUCCCGACGCUCCCCGCGGUUCGAGGGGGCGGCGGGUCAGGAGGAGGAGGGCUUCCCGCGACGCGAGUCGACCCGCCGGUGGCGCCCUCGACCGUCGCGUGCCCCGUCGCGUCCCCAUCUCCUUCGCGGCUUCACCUCCUUCCUUCCCCCGCCGCCCCGCUCUGGGUCGAUCGAGCCGAGGCGCUCGUGCGCGACCCCCCGCGCGCGCUCGCCCUCUCGCGCGUCGUCCAGCUGCUCCUCCUCCUCGACGUGUGCGUCGUGGCGCUCUUCGUGCUCUUCGCCGGGAGGUCGAGGCGGCGCCGGCGGUCGAGGGUGGAGAUGGAGGACGAUCUCGCCGACGACGUGGACGCGGCGCCGGAGACGCGCGCGAGGUCUCGCGCGGCGAGUCCGACGGCGAUGGCGACCUCCCACCCCUCCCCUUCCUCCCUUUCCCUCUCCUCCUUUUCCUCCUCUUCGGAGAGGGGAACGACCGCCCUGCGCCGCGCGGAGGAGGAGGUCUUUCCCGACGACGAUCCCCCGUCGCCCUCUUUCCUACCGACCGCCACCCCGCCGCGGUGGACCAUCGUCGCCGACGUCGACGCCCCGUGCGACCCACACGAACGACGCGACUGGUCCAUCUCCGCGGUCGUCCGUACGGAUUUAACGCACGGGGGAGUUCAAGAAACGGACCUGGUGACGGCGUUUCUCGCGGCGCCGCCUCGCCCGUGCGGCCGGGACAGAAACCUCGAUCCGAGCCUCGAAGCCGCCGCUUUGGACCGCGACGUGUCUUUCGAAGACGACGAGGACGCCGGGGUGUCGUCGGCGGACGACGACGAGGACGGCCUGCUGUGCCGAGAAGCGCGAGUCGUCGUUCCGGUUCCGGUCCCGGCUGAAAAAUCAAGACGCAAGUCGCCGGCGUUCCGCGUGAAGAUGUGGGGUCGGUCCAUGCCCGGCGCCACCGCGCGGCUGCUCCUGCGCGACCUACGCGCGUGCGCGCAGUUCGCGGGCGCGACGAUGCGAACGUUCGCCCCGGGAACUUUCGAGUCGCCCGGGAACCCGAGUCUGCCUCUGUCCGUCGCGCCGGCUGUGGCUGUUCCGGGGACUGCGGCGUCGGCUCCGGCGGGUGUCCCUACGAUGGGCUCGGCGGCGGCGGCGGCGGCGCGCGGCGGAGGUCGACGCGGGUGGGCCGCGGCGAUGCGCGAGUUCGCGGCGCCGCCCGCGACCGCCGCCGACGCCGACGCGACGGAUCUAUUCCGCCGUGAAGGGUGGGAGGGCAGCCGGCGGGACAGCAAGGGGAGGCUGGCGAAGAAAAGCGGGGCGAAGCCGGCGGGGCGGUGA